UUGCAUCGAUUGUUUAACAUCCGGGUUGUUGUGUCCUGCAUAUUAUUUAAUCGAUUUUAUUGGACUGUUUCCAGGUUUAAAACCAGUUGCUAACAAAUAUUUUUGUGCCAUUAGCUUAUUACAACAUAUACUCGUAUGACUCGUAUAAAUGUUCUCCAAAUCAUGUCUAGAUAUUUGGAAAGAAGAAAGUCAACAACUAGGGAUCGUUACUUUCUGCAAGGACUUGGACGUGGCCCUCGGAAGCAGCGGGGUGCCCGUGGGACAAAUUACGGAGUUCUGCGGGCCUCCCGGUAGCGGAAAGACGCAGCUGUGCAUUCAACUAUCGGUAAGCACUCAGAUACCGGCCGAACUAGGAGGCUUGGGUGGCAAAACAAUGUUUUUCGAUACAAAUUUUGGUUUCACUCCUCAAAGGUUAGAAGAAAUGGCAACUGGAUGUGUUCAGCACUGUCAAAAGCUCGUAAGUGUACAUAGGAAAGGUUUAGCUUACGCUAUCAGGGAUUUCACAGUAGACAAACUAAUGGAUGGAGUUUACUAUAAACAUAUCCAACAAUGUUCGGAACUCCUAGACGGAAUCAAUUCUCUGGAACGGUUGUUGAGAGCAGAAGAGAAAAUUAGGCUUGUUGUACUAGAUUCAAUGUCGUACAUCAUCAGAAACAAUAUAGAAAACACAAUGGAACGGAUCAGGAUAGGGUAUCAAAUUUUAACGAAACUGCAUGCUUUGGCCAAUCAGUAUAAAUGUGCUGUGAUAAUUACCAACGACGUAACAACCAGAUUCAAUCCAAACGAUCCGAGCAGUAGCAUGGUAGUGCCUGCACUUGGGGAAAGCCACAGUCACAAAAUCAACCAAAGAAUCAUUCUUGGUCCGUCUAGCAAUAGAGACGAUGCACCAGGAACCAUUUUAGCCUCUAUCGGUAAAAGUUUGCUUCGGCCUUCUGCCACCGUUAAGUUUCACAUCACCGAGGCGGGUAUCAGGAGGUUUCGGAAAAAGUGAUUAUCCCAAGGUACCACAUCAAUGUGCUUUUAUUGUGACCGUUUUUCGGCAGAUAAAUGAUGCUUUUCUGGUUUAUUUUGUUAAAUAAAUUUCGAUUUUAAUACGAAUAUGGUGGGUUGCUUGUUUGAAUUAAAAGGACGCAAUGGUCACUAAAACGUCUCGGUAGUCACCGCUUAG
Molecule: messenger RNA, 1168 nt
Organism: Sabethes cyaneus
Lineage: Eukaryota; Metazoa; Arthropoda; Insecta; Diptera; Culicidae
Product: DNA repair protein RAD51 homolog 3
Exons: 5
Coding region: 149-991 (280 amino acids)
Biological process (GO): meiotic DNA recombinase assembly; reciprocal meiotic recombination; DNA repair
Cellular component (GO): replication fork; Rad51B-Rad51C-Rad51D-XRCC2 complex; Rad51C-XRCC3 complex
Molecular function (GO): crossover junction DNA endonuclease activity; ATP-dependent DNA damage sensor activity; ATP binding
Source: RefSeq, a predicted model, not a curated record